Messenger RNA from Lathyrus oleraceus (garden pea), 1248 nucleotides. RefSeq names its product guanine nucleotide-binding protein subunit gamma 3. The transcript has 5 exons. The record is from RefSeq and is a predicted model, not a curated record. NCBI's taxonomy places the organism in Eukaryota, Viridiplantae, Streptophyta, Magnoliopsida, Fabales, Fabaceae. Gene Ontology annotation, biological process: G protein-coupled receptor signaling pathway. Bases 330 to 1139 code for a protein of 269 amino acids.
CCUUAUUCUUUGAAUUUCUCUAAGUCAAAUUACUAUCCACGUAUUAUGUAUUUUUAAGUCAGCUUAGUUGAUAGCAGUUAUACAAUAAUAUCUAUCAGUUGAUUGUAUAACUAGUUAAAUCAACUCAAUUGAUAUCUAUAGUGAAAAGAUAUGUUAGUGACUAGACAUCAUUUUCUUUUUCUUUGUACUAGUACCACACUUCUCAACAAUUUUAACUUUCUUUUGAUACUAUUCUAAGUGUUAAUUAAAUAUCCCUUGUCAGAAACACUAUUUACUGUCUCUGCCACACAGUCAUUUCAUUUCAUGUGGCAUUCACAACACCUAAACUAAUGUGCCACUUCUCCUUUGUCCCUUACCAUUACAUUACAUACACUUAUUACCAACUUCUUCUCUCCACCAUCAACAACAACAAAAUCAUUAACUAUGACUUGUUCAUCUUCUUCAAUUAUUACUAUUACAACCAUUACCAUCUUCUACCUAUUUUCAAACUUCAAUUCAUAGAGAAAAAGAUCAUCAUGGUUAGUACUACUCCUACAAAACACCCUUCUUCCAAUGUUAUGUCUCUCCCAUUUCCAUCCCCUAAACCUCCUCCAGACUACCCUGAUUUGUAUGGAAAACGCCGCGAAAUGGCUAGAGUUCAAAUGCUUGAAAGAGAGAUUAGUUUUCUUGAGGAAGAGUUAAAGUCUUCUGAAGGUUUUCAACCAUCUUCAAAAUGCUGCAAAGAGAUUGCUGAUUUUGUGACAGCGAAUUCAGAUCCUCUGUUACCAAUGAGGAAGAAGAACCGCAAGUCGUGUUGCUUACGGAAGUGGCUUCGUCGGAUGCGGUGUUUGAAUUUGUCAUGGAUCUGUUGCUGGUGUUGCGAUUGCUUCUCCGGUUUUUGCAACCGCAAACAAAACAAUUGCAAAUGUAAUAGUUGUCGUCCGUCUAUCAAUUGCUCCGUAAGAAAUUGGUGUUAUUGCUGUGAUAAAAAAUCACAUUGUUGUAAAGAUUUUUGUGGUUGCAACAACUGUUGUUGUACUCUACCAGGUUGCAACUUUAGGUGGCCUUUUUCUUCUUGCUGUGUUUGCAAAUGUUCAUGCUCUUGCACUUGUCCUAGUUUUCCAAAAUUUCCAUCAUGUUGCUGUUGUACAAAAUGUUAAGAAUUUUCUUCUACUGAUUUGUGUGAUUUUAUUUUUUGGUUAUUCAAAUGAGUUCAAUGUAUGAUGUAAUAUAUAUAUUUUAUAUUUGAGAGUUGGGAAUUGCUGUUAA